Molecule: messenger RNA, 2591 nt
Organism: Micropterus salmoides (largemouth bass)
Lineage: Eukaryota; Metazoa; Chordata; Actinopteri; Centrarchiformes; Centrarchidae
Product: ADP-ribosyl cyclase/cyclic ADP-ribose hydrolase 1-like
Biological process (GO): positive regulation of B cell proliferation
Cellular component (GO): plasma membrane
Molecular function (GO): phosphorus-oxygen lyase activity; NAD+ nucleosidase activity
Source: RefSeq, a predicted model, not a curated record
AAGUAAAGAAGUGUUUGAUCUUGUGUUAAGAUGGAAAGUCCUUCAUGUUAGUCAGUGUACAAGUGAGCAAAGGUCACUCAGACCUCCUGUGGACGUCUGUUUACGUCAUGCUCUACUAUAGUUUGGAAAUGCACCAUUAAUUUCAGCAUGCCCCUUUUGGAAAAUUGGUGAUAUUAUGAAAACACUAGAUGUUAGUGAUGCAUCCUCUCUUCAUUUUGUGUCACAACCUGACAAGAAGUUCCAGGUAAAGGGGAACAAGACUGGUCACUGUGAUUCUUUAUUUUACAUACUAAUAAUAUGCAUGAAUCUUCCCAGGUUACUGCAAAAUGCACUCAGGUAGGUCUAAUAUUGAGAAUGCACAGUCUGCUUAGAGGGAACAAAGCAAAUGUAAAACCUGUACAGUAAGCUAAAAGAAAGUAUUAUAUAAGUAAGUUCAUUUAGGAGUUGGAGUCAGUGUUCAAGUCCUCUUUUUUAAGGUGAAAGUAUCAGUACCACAAUGGAAUAAUAGCCAAUUGGAAGUCCUGCAUUAAAAAUUUUACCAAAAAAUAAUUAAAGUUAUUAAAAGUAAAGUUAUUUGCAGUAAAUUGAACAUGAGCAACAGAUAUGGAAAUAGAAGAAAGACGACCUUUUAUGAGAUAUGAAAAUUGCUUUGAACCUCCAGGAUACAUAUCUGUCACACUGAUGAACAGUUUCAUGUUCUCAUGUUUGACAGAAAAACCUGAUCUAGCUGCCUUCCACCCGCGACUUCUUCACAUAAUAACAUCUAUGUACUAUCUUCAACAUAAUACUGCAGGCUGCUUUUGAGACGUACACAUCGCCCUGUGUCCAGUAACACAAAACAGCAACAUAGACUUCUUCCUUCAGCCUGUCAUGGCACCAGGUCCCAUAGAACAGCACACACUUUAUGUCGGGAGAUUCUUAAUGGCGGCAUAAUAAGAGUCAUGUGGAUCUCUUCCCAAGAGGAGGCUGGAAAAAACAUUGUAAGAAUGUCUCUGUGGGUUGGGAUGGAGCUGUGUUAGUCGACCUAUGAAGACCGGGUAUGACAACAAUUAGUCCUGAGGGGAUGGUUGAGGACAGAUCACACCACAACGAGACUCCAUUUGAGUAGGAAUCUGACCUGAGCAGAGCAUUCAACAUCACGACUAUGAAGCCAUUUGUUGUCAUUUAACCUUCUGCAUGGCAAAUGGUGAGAAUUUACUUAUGUUGUCACUGAAUUACAAAACUGGGCAUGUGUGCAUCUUUAUUCACACGGUAUUUAAUGAUUGCAUGUGCUAAAGACUAAUUAAACAAAGAAAGUGUAUCUUUUGUGUAUCUCCUUGAAAUGCCGGGAGAUUUAUUGUUUUCUAAAGGUCAUCAUGUGCAAGAAUCUCCUGGAGGGUGUUUGAAAAGCUUCACGGUUUCACAGCUCUUUUAAAAUGCGGGGUGAAGUUUUGUUCAUGCCACAAGAAAAUUAGAUUUCAGUCACGCAGCAACAAACAAACUCCUUGUGAGGACCCCAGGAAAGUAUCUGCUGGCCUGGUAGAACAUUCAAAACUGAUAGAAAAUGUUGUUCGUUGUUUAUCUACAGUAAUCCGGAUGAAAGCAUGUACAAACACGCAUGUUUUCUGAAGUGCAGUGAAGCGUCGCGGGGUCUCACUAUCAUGAGCUCGCCAAAAACAUCCGCGCCCUUUGUAACGAUCAGCCUGACAGUAUGGUUUAUUAUGCUGCUGGUCUGCCCUGGUCAACUGAGAGCGCGGCUUGGGACUACCCCCAACAUUAAACACAUUGUGGUUGGAAGGUGUUACAAUUACAUCACACUGGUUAACCCAAGCUUGAGGUUUGACUGUGAGGACAUCUGGAGACAGUUUGAGGAGGCGGUUGUCGGUCAGUCGUCGUGUAAUGUGACAGUGGAGGAUUACGAUCAGAUGUUUUUUGCAAUGCCACAAACCCGGCCUUGUGAUAGGUUCCUCUUCUGGAGUAAAACCAGGACACUGAUGCACAGCUACGCAGCUGUUGUACGUCACUUCUGGACCCUGGAGGACACACUGGCUGGGUACAUGUUCAACGACCUCAUCUGGUGUGGACAAGAGGAAGACUCCGGUUUUGAUUUCAGUUCUUGUCCCGAGUGGUCAGCAUGUAGAAAUCAUCCAGUGUAUUCCUUGUGGAGGCAAGCCUCACAAAGCUUUGCAGAAAUGGCAUGUGGCAACAUCACUGUAUUACUGAAUGGGUCUAUUGUCAACGCCUUCAAUAGGAAAAGCAUGUUUGGGAGUGUUGAGCUGGACGGUCUGAACCCAGCCAGGGUGGAUUAUGUCAAUAUAAAGGUGGUGACCAAUCUAGGGGGACCCUUCAUAGAAUCAUGUAGUGAAGGAUCCAUUGUAGAUUUGAUCCAGAUCCUCCAUUCAAGAGGUUUCCGCUGGACUUGCACAGACAACGACCAGACCCUGAUGAUCCUUCAGUGCAUCCACAACCCCACAGAGUCCUCCUGCCAAAUAUGUUCAGACAGCCUCUUACGCAGAAGGAGCCUCACACUUAACUAAAUCACCCACAGACCUUCCAUGUAGUCAGACCUGGUAUGUCAGUGAAGUGCAUUAAAUAAAACUGGCUGCUCAAAA